Messenger RNA from Phymastichus coffea, 1011 nucleotides. Its product is annotated as transmembrane protein 50B. The record is from RefSeq and is a predicted model, not a curated record. NCBI's taxonomy places the organism in Eukaryota, Metazoa, Arthropoda, Insecta, Hymenoptera, Eulophidae. Gene Ontology annotation, biological process: late endosome to vacuole transport via multivesicular body sorting pathway; protein targeting to vacuole. Bases 173 to 643 code for a protein of 156 amino acids. The transcript is spliced from 4 exons.
GCUAUCUGGUGUUGUUCAGGACCACAUGAUCUAUUAUCAUCGCAAGUUCAUGUCUAUUCAUGUAAAUUAUCACUGGCUAAAGUAACUGCUGUAGUUCAUCACUUGUUGACAAUUUUUAUUUCAAUUUUUCUAUGUAUAUUGAUUAAAUUAAGUAUUUAUUCAUACAUAUAAAAUGGCUAAUUGUUUAGAAAAUAUACAAAUUCCAACUUGCAUAUGGUUUGAAAAUGGAGAAAAACGAAAUGUGUUGGCUUCAAUGCUUGCUGGAACACUGUUUUUCUUAGGAUGGUGGUUCAUCAUUGAUGCUCAUGCCAAAUAUCCAAAUUAUAUGGCAGGUGCUUACCAUGUUUGUGGUAUUUUUGGCACAUUAUCUUUAUUGAUGGUCAAUUCUGUGACGAAUGCCCAAAUACGUGGUGAUGCUUACAAUGGAGGAUGCUUGGGCCCUAGAGGAGCUAAAGGAUGGUUGUUUAUUGGAUUUAUGAUGGGAUUCGCAGCAGUGAUUGCUGCUUGUUGGAUUUUAUUUGCUGAUUUUGUUGCUACAGAUGGACCACAAUGGCCUGGAGUUAGUUUGUUCUUACAAAAUGUAUUCAUUUUCCUAGGAUCUCUGACAUACAAGUUCGGGCGCUCAGAAGAAUACUGGAGUUAAAUAAAUAAUUUUAUAAAUGAGUAUUUAUUUUAUAAUUAUAAAGUAAUUCAAAUUCUAUUCAAUUAACUAUUCACAUUUUAUGUACAUAUACAUAAAUAAUUUUUUCUAAGGUUUUCUACAAGUUUGUCAAUAUGUCAAUUUUAUAAUUAAUAUUUUAACUAUAUAAAAUAACAUAAUUCUGAACAAAGUAAUAAAAAAAUUGAAUUGACUAGUUAAAAUUGAAAAAAACAAUCAUUGAUCAAAAACUUAUAGCUUAGUUUUAUAUUUGUUGAGUUAUUUAAUAACAAACUUAAUUUUACUUCCAUUCUUUUUAACAAUAUAAAGUAAUAAUCCAUUGUAGCAUAUUAUAAAAAUACUUCAAUAUACAG